GCGCAGCGCCUCUUGUGUUGUGAAUUAUGUGCAUGUGCUAGGCAGCUCAGCGAAAAUGAGGCUGUCUCUGCACAUAGCCGUGGUGCUGCUGGCGGUCUACCAGACCUGCCAUGCCGAGCGCUCCACUCGGGACAUCUCCAGUUACCCGAGCCAAAACUACGCCAUAUUGGGGUCCCCAAUCAAUGCGCCACUUAACGAAGAUGGGUACUUCUACCCUAAGCCGAAGAUACCUUUCCCUCCUCCGCCGCCACCUCAACCGCCAGUAAUAAGGGUACCCCCACCUCCACCGCCGCCGCCGCAGCCGCCGGUCAUAAGGGUCCCCCCACCACCUCCACCACCGCAACCACCGGUCAUAAGGGUACCACCUCCACCAAGGCCGCCCCCACCGCCAACGCUGCCUCCGAGGACGGAAGGUUACGUGUAUAACACGCCACGUAUACCAUUCCCUCCGCCGACGAGACCGCCGCCGCCACCGCCACCACCGACUAGACCACCCCCACCCCCUCCAACUAGGCCUCCUCCCCCUCCAACUAGACCUCCUCCCCCACCUACCCUGCCGCCCCCAAGAACAACUGGUUACGUGUACGAGACCCCACGUAUCCCGUUCCCUCCGCCGACAAGGCCGCCGCCACCGCCGCCGCCUCCCACUAGACCUCCUCCACCACCAACUAGGCCUCCCCCACCUCCUCCACCACCACCUACCCAGGGAUACAGCUACUCUACACCUAGGAUACCUUUCCCUCCUCCGACUAGACCGCCCCCACCGCCUCCUCCACCAACAAGGCCACCUACCACAUACCUUCCGCCCCCUACGACCAGGAGGCCUCCUCCCCCUCCCCCUCCACCGCCAACCAGGCCACCAACCCUAAGAACUACCGGAUAUGAAUAUCCGACACCGAGGGUCCCAUUCACUCUUCCACCUCCGACGCGUCCCCCACCCCCUCCACCCCCGCCUACUACUAGACGUCCACCCCCACCUCCACCCCCGCCACCUACAAGACCUCCUACACGGCCGCCACCUCCCCCAACCCCCCCAACGUUCAGGACAACUGGGUAUUCGUACCCAACACCUAGAGUGCCAUUCACUCUUCCACCCCCAACCACUACAAGACGUCCCCCACCCCCACCUCCACCACCAACAUACUUGCCUCCUUUAACUACGAGAAGACCACCACCGCCACCCCCACCCCCGACAACGAGGAGACCACCACCUCCUCCUCCUCCACCCCCGACCAGACCACCAACCUUCAAAACCCCGGCCACAUAUUUGCCCCCUCCCCCGCCAACUAGGCCACCACCCCCACCGACAACUAGACGCCCACCGCCUCCUCCGCCUCCACCGCCAACCAGACCCCCAACAGUAAGGACUCCAGCUACUUAUCUCCCCCCUCCUCCCCCAACUAGGCCCCCACCACCACCGACUACCAGAAGGCCACCACCACCGCCUCCUCCACCCCCAACUAGGCCCCCAACAGUAAGAACACCAGCUACUUACUUACCACCUCCACCGCCAACUCGUCCUCCUCCACCACCAACUACGAGACGUCCACCACCGCCUCCUCCACCACCACCAACCAGGCCACCAACUUUUAAGACUCCUGCCACGUACCUGCCCCCUCCUCCCCCGACUAGGCCACCACCGCCACCGCCCACUAGACGGCCACCGCCUCCCCCUCCACCACCACCAACCAGGCCACCAACAAUAAGGACUCCCGCUACUUAUCUUCCACCUCCUCCACCAACUAGGCCCCCACCACCACCCACUACGAGACGUCCCCCGCCUCCUCCUCCUCCGCCACCGACUAGACCCGCCACCUACCUGCCACCACCACCACCAACGACGAGGAGACCCCCUCCCCCACCUCCACCACCACCAACUAGACCACCAACUUUCAAGACUCCGGCCACUUACCUGCCACCCCCACCCCCCACUAGGCCUCCACCGCCGCCACCACCACCCCCAACUCGUCCGCCACCCCCGCCAACCACACGUCCACCCCCGACCUACCUUCCUCCACCCACAACAAGGAGACCACCACCUCCUCCUCCACCGCCACCAACGCGUCCCCCGACCCGUCCCCCUCCCCCACCUCCAACAGGAUACUCUUACCCUGUACCUAAGAUUCCAUUCCCUCCCCCGACACAACCCCCAGUAUAUAUCCCGCCGACGACGAGACGCACUCCUCCACCUCCCCCAGUCACCCGGCCCCCUCCCCCGGUGACAUACGUCUACACGACUCCCUCCAGACCUUUCCCCCCGAUCCCAUCGUAUGUCCCGCCGACUACCCGUCCCCCAGUAUACAUCCCCCCUCCCACCACGCGGCCCCCCUUCGUCCCCGACCAGGGAUACUACUACGACCGCCCGAGCGUACCCUUCGUCUUCUAGCGUAAUAAAGUACAAUUUUCUUACUAAGUUGCCAUAAUUGUGAUACCAAAAUGUACUUGUGAAAGUACAAGAGUCGCAAGCGUUUUGUUUGUUAUUAAGUUUGUUUUUUUUUAACGAUACGAAUUUUUACGUAGGCAAUGUAUGAAGUUACCACGAAUCUAGUGAAAAAUAUAUGUAUUUUUAUUUAGUCAUAAAUAAUAAUUGUAAUACUCAUACAAUCGAAAUGUGAAAACAACACUGCCUUUAACUAAUUUUAUGUUUUAAGAUUGUAAAAACAUUUUAAAUAAAAAAUUAAAAAUA
This is a messenger RNA of Pectinophora gossypiella (pink bollworm), 2686 nucleotides long. RefSeq names its product basic proline-rich protein. NCBI's taxonomy places the organism in Eukaryota, Metazoa, Arthropoda, Insecta, Lepidoptera, Gelechiidae. The coding region runs from base 56 to 2386 and encodes 776 amino acids. The record is from RefSeq and is a predicted model, not a curated record. The transcript is spliced from 2 exons.